Messenger RNA from Astyanax mexicanus (Mexican tetra), 2337 nucleotides. It is a transcript of the gene purab, whose product is annotated as purine-rich element binding protein Ab. Lineage: Eukaryota; Metazoa; Chordata; Actinopteri; Characiformes; Acestrorhamphidae. Bases 159 to 1058 code for a protein of 299 amino acids. The transcript has a single exon. Gene Ontology annotation, biological process: regulation of transcription by RNA polymerase II. Gene Ontology annotation, cellular component: nucleus. The record is from RefSeq and is a predicted model, not a curated record. Gene Ontology annotation, molecular function: DNA-binding transcription factor activity, RNA polymerase II-specific; RNA polymerase II transcription regulatory region sequence-specific DNA binding; purine-rich negative regulatory element binding.
CCCUCAGUGUUAUUCAGCUCUCGGCCUCUAGCAGGCCUGCGCAUAUCGCGAGAGCGGCUCCGGUGUGUGACUGGCUGUCGGGGCGGCAGCAGCAGCAGCAGCAGCUUCAGCGAGAGGGCUGAGGGAGACGGAGAGGAGGAACGCGGGCAGGCUGCAUCAUGGCGGACAGAGACAGCGGCAGUGAGCACGGUGGAUUCGCCACGGGCGGCGGCGGUAUAGGAGGUGGCGGCCCCGGAGGUGGCGGCCCCGGAGGCGGCGGCGGCCUGGGCCUCCCGCACCCGGGCGCCGUGGGCGCAGCGUCGCGUCUGCAGCACGACACCGAGGAGCUGGCCUCGAAGCGCGUCGACAUCCAGAACAAGCGCUUCUACUUAGACGUGAAGCAGAACGCCAAAGGCCGCUUCCUGAAGAUCGCAGAGGUUGGAGCCGGAGGCAACAAGAGCCGCCUGACGCUCUCUAUGUCCGUGGCCGUGGAGUUCCGGGACUACCUGGGCGACUUCAUCGAGCACUACGCACAGCUCGGGCCCAGCCACCCGGACACGGCGCAGGACGAGCCGCGGCGGGCGCUAAAGAGCGAGUUUCUGGUGCGCGAGAAUCGCAAGUACUACAUGGACCUGAAGGAGAAUCAGCGCGGCCGCUUUCUGCGGGUUCGACAGACCGUUAACCGGGGCCCCGGCCUGGGCACGGCGCAGGGCCAAACCAUCGCGCUGCCGGCGCAGGGGCUUAUCGAGUUCCGCGACGCGCUCGCCAAGCUCAUCGACGAUUACGGGGUGGACGAGGAGCCCGCCGAGCUGCCCGAGGGCACGUCGCUCGCCGUGGACAACAAGCGCUUUUUUUUCGACGUGGGAGCCAACAAGUACGGCGUGUUCAUGCGCGUGAGCGAGGUGAAGCCCGCCUACCGCAACUCCAUUACGGUGCCGUGCAAAGUGUGGUCCAAGUUCGGCGCCACCUUCUGCAAGUACGCGGACGAGAUGAAGCGGAUCCAGGAACGGAGCAGGGAGCGGAGGGCGCGCGAGCUCCUGCCCGAGGGCCUGCACGGGGACGACGGGGACGAGGAUUAACCGGGGCACGGGGAGGGGGGCGUGAGUGCGUGCGAGCGUAGCUAUGUGUGUGAUGCUUCAGAGACAGUGAGAGACAGACAGACAGCACGUGAGGAAACAGCGAAUGACAAUGUAAACAAACAUUGUGCACUGUACCAGAAAGGAAAAGGCACGAGGCGGAGUUUGCACGGUAUCGUCCCGCACUCAACCCGCGCUCAGCCCGCACUCGCUCGCGGAGGCGUUGGGGCUCUUUUUUGCCACCCGUCUUCUGACAGACCCCGCCUCCUGCGCGCGGAUUGGCCGGCUGUGUCCGGCCUCCUGCGCUGGAACUGAUCUAGAAGUAGGUCCUCUUCCUGGUCUACUACCACUGUUAGGAAUAGUAGGCUCUCCCUCUUGCACUGGUAUUAGACACGGGCGCCCUGCCUUGUGUGCUACGAUUGGCUGUCCCCGUGGCUGUGCCCUGCGUCCUGCUCUGGGAUUGGCUGGUUGUGUCUCUUGGUCUGCGCUAGAAUUGGCUGGUUCUUUAUGCUGCUAAGCAGUCCACCGAAAGUAUGGACCACUAGCCAGUCUUAACGCGGGGAGGAGGCGUGGCUUAGCGGAAUGUGGGUGUGAAAAAAAAAUAAUAACAACGCUUCAAGGACUUAAAGAGCUGCAUCUAUCCCCAUACACACCACUUCCUCAACAUAAUAGAACAAACAAUAAGUCGCUGCUAUCAUCAGUACCAUGACGAUGGUCCGUCCAUAUGUCCAUCAUAGGUGGAGUGUCCUUUCCUGUGCUACCCCUGCACCCCCAUGCGCUUACAACACAAUACAUCUAAGCUAUUGAAUUACGACUCCAAAGUGAUAUAUAUAUAUAUAUAUAUAUAUAUAUAUAUAUAUAUAUAUUUGCUAGGAUGAAAACCUGUUUGCCGUUUGACUUCCAGCACAAAAAGCUACUGUAUUUAGGAAUCAUCUGAACCAAAACUGUAAUAGAAUCAAGUCUAGAUGGGAACAUACGCGUAGGAUACAAAGCACUGCUUGCAUCGGUGUGUACCACAGCAGAGGACUAACUGUGCACAGGCCAUGAACCUCUCUGCACAGUUGAGGGGAAACUUAAGAAAGCGGCUCCUUCUUUUCAGGGGCAGGGGUUUAAAAGAUGGAAUGGUGUUCGUAAGAUUUAGAAGUAAGAAAGGCUUUGCUAUUAAGACCGCUUAACCGCGUUUAUUUCUCUUAUAUAUAUACGUAUAUAUACACAUACGUAUAUAUAUAUAUAUAUACACACACACCCAAACACACACACACACACACACACAUAUAUAUAU